AUGAAGUCCUUUAUCGCACCCAUGUCCCUCCUCUCCCUGGCUCUGGCCACCAUGGGCGACGCCGCCAACGUCCGUCGCGCCACCGAGAUCUGUGACCAGUAUGGCUCAACCAAGGCCGGCGACUUCACCAUCUUCAACAACCUCUGGAACCUCGCCAAGGACCCCAACGCCAAGCAGUGCACCGGCGUGGACUCGAGCAAUGGCAACACCAUCGCCUGGCACACCAAGUAUUCGUGGGGCGGUUCCGCUAAGAACGAGGUCAAGAGCUACGCCAAUGCCGCGCUGAACUUCACCCCUAAGGUCCUGAGUACUGUCAGCAGCAUCAAGUCCGCCUGGGAAUGGAGCUACUCCACCUCCGACAUCGUCGCCGAUGUCGCGUACGACUUGUUCCUCAGCUCUACUCCUGACGGGAGCGAGGAGUACGAGAUCAUGGUGUGGCUUGCAGCCCUGGGUGGUGCCGGCCCGAUCUCGUCCACUGGCAAGCCCAUCGCGACCGUCAAUAUCAGUGGCUCCGAGUGGGAUGUGUGGGUCGGUCCCAACGGUCAGAUGACUGUCUACAGCUUCGUCGCCAAGUCUACCAUGAACAAGUACAACGGUGACCUGUUGGACUUCUUCAAGUACCUCAUCAAGGACCAGGGUCUGGACAGCAGCAAGUACUUGAAGACUGUGCAGGCUGGUACUGAGCCUUUCAUUGGGACCGCUGACUUCACUGUGCCUUCUUACUCUGUUUCCCUUGUUUAA
Messenger RNA from Penicillium egyptiacum, 741 nucleotides. Lineage: Eukaryota; Fungi; Ascomycota; Eurotiomycetes; Eurotiales; Aspergillaceae. The record is from the annotation of a GenBank genome assembly.